UUCCGGGCAAUGGGUUACCCGAGUGUUUCGAAGUCAACUCUACUUAUCUGGGUUUACAGUGUGGAUUUUUCCUACACAUCCCAUAUUGGAUGUCAAUUGUCAAAUCUGUAAAUCUUUCAUUGGCUCGUUGACGGUCAGAGUAAAGUAUUUGUCCGGCAGACACACAUUUUCAUCACAAAUUGAUUUUUGUAAUAACUGAAUGACUUUUGUAUCAUGAAUUGUAGUACAUGUCAAUAUAUGAAGUAGGAUUGUAUUAGGUCAACUCUUAAUGGUGGGAAAAUACGUUUGGGGUACAUUUUGAAACGCCAAUGAGAUUUUAUGAUUUGGGUUGUGACAGUCGCGCUACGCCGAGUGCGUCAUUUUCGUGAAAUCGGAAGCUGCUAUACGCGCGCGCGCGCGCGCGCCAUUCCCCUCCGCGCCGCCCAGCGCGAAGCACGCGUCGCAACCUCAGCAGAGCGCGCGGCCAUAUUCCAAGCGCGAUGUCCGCAAACCUGAGCGCAGGCUUCGACGUCACGCAGGCACCGAACGGUUCCGCGUGCGGGAUCAACAUGCGCUUUACGCACGCGUUUCUGCCGCCCGUCUUCAUGGCGGUGUUCGCGGCGGGGACCCUCUCCAACGCGUGGGGCUUAAGAAGCGUGUGCGGCGCCUGGAACAGCAUCGGCAACAUCAACAUCUUCAUGCUGAACCUGGGCCUGGCGGACCUGCAGUACCUGCUCACGCUGCCGUUCCUCGUGGCCUACUACGCCGAAGACAGCCGCUGGCGCUUCGGGCAGCCCUUCUGCAAGUUGACCCGCUUCUGCUUCCACCUCAACCUGUACGGCAGCAUCGGCUUCCUCACGUGCGUCAGCAUCUACCGCUACUUGGGAAUCGUGCACCCCAUGAGAGCGAUGGGGAGGCUCGGCAGCCGCCAUUCGCUCGCCAUCAGCGCACUGGUUUGGUUUCUGGUCGUCGUUCAGAUCCUCCCGGACGCGCUCUUCGACAAAAGCGACCCCGGCAGACCCCACGCCUGUUUCGACACCACCUCCGACGAACGGAUCGGGCAAUACCUGCGUUACAGCGUCGCCUGGACGCUGAUGGGCUUCGCCGUCCCCUUGGUGAUCAUCGCGCUGUGCUACGGCCACGUGGUUUGGGUCCUCGCGCAAAAGGCCAACGUCGAACCCGCGCUCAAGCGGCGCUGCUUGAAGCUGGUGCUCCUUCUGGUCUUGCUGUUUUGCGUCUGUUUCAUCCCCUACCACAUCCUCCGAAUUGUGAACCUCCAGACCAGGAUUUGGAAGCGAGAAGGCAUCUGCCGCGACAGCUUCCGCGGCGUCUACGUUGCGCACCAGAUCGCCAGAUGUCUCGCCUGCCUCAACAGCGCUCUCAAUCCUCUCAUCUACAUUGUUGGGAAUGACGACUUCCUCGCGAGGUGCCGUCGCGUGAGCGAGCGGACCGGGAUGUCUUUGGCCAACGCGACUCGUGCGCUCCUUUACCGCCAAAGGUCGGAAGCGGGCCCAGAUGCGGCCGAGGCGGCGUGUCCGUGAGCGAACCUCACCGUCCACGUGACGCGCGUCCUGGAAGGAGUGGCCGCCACAAUUCUGGAUCAUAUCGAACUAAAGAAAGCGAACGAGCACUUCUUCAAAAGUCGAAAACUGUACCCUAUUGACACUCUUCGAACCGAGGAAAUACACGAAAUUGAGUCCGAAGAACAGCUGGAGAUUCUGUCCUUAAGUUAAAGACCUGUUCCCUAACCAGUUCCAAGAAGAAUGGAAGAACGGGUGCGUUCCCAAAUCUCCUUUCAGGCCAACGAGCAAACGUCAUCGUCCCAGCAUGUACAGCACAGCGGCAAAGGGGCUCGACUGCUCUUCUUAUUAUUGCAUAUAUCUUACAUAUGUCUUAUAAGGCACGUGCACGUAUAGACCCCGAGUGGUCCUCAAGCACCUGCCCUUUUGCAAAAAGUACACACACACACACACACACAAAAAGGACCCUCUCUAUGUUUUGCUACUUCAGCAUUUGGCCUUUUUGGGAGUCCUCGUGACAAUUGCGCACAUGCUCCCACCUUCAUUUAUUGGGCGUCAAUCAGCGGGGGCGUGUCCACUCGUGCAACCGUGUUCUCACGCUGCUUUAUUCUUACUUCCCCUCUCUACAUCCCCUCUUGAGCACCUGCCCCUAAAAAUGUCUGCGCAAGUGACUGUAUGCUGCUAUUGUAUUAUUAUGAUGAUUGAUAUUGUACAGUACUGCCCCUUAUUUGGAGUAAAGGAUGACUUCCUCGAGAUUAUUCUGUUCCGUGUCGUAUUUUUAUAGCCAGUAUUUUGAUUUACUGACGAAAGAUACAAACUUUCAAUAUAGCUAUUUGUCUGUCUAGCCGUCCUUCUAGAACACGUAGUCACUGUUCAGUAACAGUUGAAACAAAAUGCAUCCAAACCGUGGUAAAAAAAAAUAAUAAUAAUAAUAAUUAUAAUCCACAAAUCUGUUAUGAGCAAGCAGUGACGACAACGGAACGAUGUUUUGAAAUAUUUCAUUACCGGAAAUUUUGCAAAUGGGACAAAGGUGGGAAAUACGAGCUGCUGUAUUAGCAUGCGUAGUCUGGCAAAAUGGGCUUUUACAGUGUUUCUUGAUGUCUUGCAGCGAUACGUAAUCAAAGGUGGAGUUUGCAGUGUAAAAAAACAACAACACUUUGGGUCAUAUGGGUUAAAACUGUCUGUACGACCUGACAGUAGAAUAUUAUUAAAAUGAUAUUUCGAAAAAUC
Molecule: messenger RNA, 2729 nt
Organism: Phyllopteryx taeniolatus (common seadragon)
Lineage: Eukaryota; Metazoa; Chordata; Actinopteri; Syngnathiformes; Syngnathidae
Product: P2Y purinoceptor 1-like
Exons: 1
Coding region: 480-1520 (346 amino acids)
Biological process (GO): G protein-coupled receptor signaling pathway
Cellular component (GO): membrane
Molecular function (GO): neuropeptide receptor activity
Source: RefSeq, a predicted model, not a curated record